AUGACGGUGCACGUCGAAGAUGGAGAAGGAUCCGAUUUAGUGGCGCAGGAGAUGCCGCUCAUGCAGCAAGACGCCGUGCCGUCGCGAAACGGUUUGAAAUCGAACAAUACUGGUUCCUGGUCAAGAUCGUACGAGGAGUUUAUCUCAACUUGGACAUUAUGGGGUGUUCGUAAAUCGCGUAAAUCCGGCAACGAGAUGAAUUACAAGGGCAGCGGGAAAGUCCACUUCGGGGUGGACGACGUGUCUCUCUAUGGGACGCCGAAGGAGGAGCCGGGCCCGGGCCUCCCGGGCCAGGAAGUCAAGCAGAGCUUCCUGAAGAAUCAGCUUCAGGCCCUGUUCCAGCCGACGGACAACAAGUUGGCCAUGAAGCUCUUCGGCAGCAAGAAGGCGCUUAUGAAGGAACGAAUCAGACAAAAAGCCGCAGGUCACUGGGUCAUCCAUCCUUGCUCCAGUUUUCGAUUCUAUUGGGACCUCUGCAUGCUCCUCCUACUGGUAGCUAAUCUGAUAAUUCUGCCAGUCGCCAUUAGUUUUUUCAAUGACGACCUAAGCACUAGAUGGAUAGCCUUCAACUGCCUUUCCGACACGAUAUUCCUUAUAGACAUCGUCGUCAACUUCAGGACGGGUAUAAUGCAGCAGGAUAAUGCCGAACAGGUGAUACUGGAUCCGAAGUUAAUCGCGAAACACUACCUCAGGACUUGGUUCUUUCUCGACCUCAUCUCCUCCAUACCAUUAGACUACAUUUUCCUCAUAUUUAAUCAAGACUUCAGCGAGUCCUUCCAGAUCCUGCAUGCUGGACGUGCUCUCAGGAUCCUCAGGCUUGCAAAACUGUUAUCACUCGUUAGGUUACUACGUUUGUCAAGACUGGUGCGGUAUGUCUCGCAAUGGGAAGAGGUCUAUAUCCCCCUUUAUCAACAGCCGGAGAGGCACUACGAGCGUCGGGCGACACCGCCCCAACCAGACCGAACCAGCAAGAUAUUGCAGAACCUACAAAAAAAACGCACUGAGCGGAGGGGGCGCCUAAGUUCUGACAAUAUGACUAAAAAGAAGUCCGGUUUCAGCAAAAGCGAACUUAUUUUUAAGUUCCUGAAUAUGGCGUCGGUGUUCAUGCGGAUUUUUAACCUGAUCUGUAUGAUGCUCCUGAUCGGCCAUUGGAGUGGCUGCCUGCAAUUCCUGGUCCCUAUGCUUCAAGGAUUUCCCAGUAAUUCAUGGGUAGCCAUUAAUGAGUUACAAGACUCAUUUUGGCUGGAACAAUACUCGUGGGCCCUCUUCAAAGCCAUGUCGCACAUGUUGUGUAUCGGGUACGGUAGGUUUCCACCACAGUCCUUGACCGACAUGUGGCUCACCAUGCUCAGCAUGAUCAGCGGUGCGACGUGUUAUGCUCUUUUCCUCGGACACGCGACGAAUCUCAUUCAAUCUCUCGAUUCCUCGAGAAGACAAUACCGCGAGAAGGUGAAACAAGUAGAGGAAUAUAUGGCCUAUCGAAAACUACCGAGAGAAAUGAGGCAGAGGAUCACGGAGUACUUCGAACAUCGGUAUCAAGGAAAGUUCUUCGAUGAGGAACUGAUCCUUGGGGAGCUGUCGGAAAAAUUGAGAGAAGAUGUGAUAAACUACAACUGCAGAUCGCUGGUGGCGUCCGUGCCCUUUUUCGCCAACGCCGAUUCGAAUUUCGUCUCAGAUGUCGUGACGAAACUCAGAUACGAAGUCUUCCAGCCAGGUGAUAUCAUCAUUAAGGAGGGUACAAUCGGUUCGAAAAUGUACUUCAUACAAGAAGGCAUAGUCGAUAUCGUGAUGGCAAACGGUGAAGUAGCGACCUCGUUAUCGGAUGGGUCUUACUUCGGCGAAAUCUGUCUAUUGACAAACGCGAGAAGGGUGGCGUCGGUCCGAGCGGAGACCUACUGCAAUCUCUUCAGCCUCUCGGUGGACCAUUUCAACGCCGUACUGGACCAGUAUCCCCUAAUGCGCAGAACGAUGGAGAGUGUUGCCGCCGAGAGGUAUAAGCUUUGGUUAAACAAAAUCGGGAAGAAUCCUAACCUGGUGGCUCAUCGCGAGGAAGAUCUUGGCAGCGAAUCAAAAACGAUAAACGCCGUAGUAAAUGCGCUCGCGGAGCAGGCCGCGCAUGCCAGCGCCAGUGAAGAAUCAGUACAUAGUAUGGAGCUCAGAACGCUACCGGCUUGCCUCCUGCCCAGACCAAAGUCUGAGAACAAUUUCGCGAGCCAAGAACUUACGAGGGAAGGACGGAGGAUCUUUCACAAGAGCGACACUUUCCACAAAGAUUCGUAUCAAUGACGACACUCGUUUUACUAGCAUAUGCAGAGAUACUAACGGCUCCAUGUUGGAAGAAUGAUAGAACUUAUCUCAUCGAUAGGAUAACUAUGGUGGUUUUGUGCCCGGUGCUAGGGCGAUCCUAUAGCAGCGGUCUAUACGUAGAUAUCGGCCAUGCCAGUAGUCCUUUAGCAAUCGAUUUAUAGCGCCUUCUUAUAUUAAUCUGACGGCAUUUUCGUCCAGGACCGCAAAACCACCGAAAUCGAAUCCUAUACUCCAACUAUGAUACGGAUUUCCGCGAACAAAUAAAAUAGUACAAUAACGUAUAAAUACUAUUAAUGAUAUAUAAAAUCUUCAUGAAACAUAUAUCGCAAAAUAAUUCCGUAAUGGAAAGGUACGGUUUGAAGAAUAAAGGAAAAACUUUUACAUUUUAGGCCCCUUUAUCUUUCAAACUUGAUUCAACUGCUUUUAUUUAGAAAAUGAUGAAGCAACUCCAAACAAUCGCGAAAUUUUAAUCUUUUACGAGCACAAGGAAGAAAAAAGAAGAAACAUCUGUAUCUCAGUUGGAGAACAUGGAGCCACGUUUUACGCCGUGUCUCUUCAUUGAGAACAAUCGCCGCGUCGCAUCAGAUGCAAUAUUAAAGAUGGACGCAGCGAAGAA
This is a messenger RNA of Mycetomoellerius zeteki, 2923 nucleotides long. RefSeq names its product hyperpolarization activated cyclic nucleotide gated potassium channel Ih (gene Ih). Gene Ontology annotation, biological process: regulation of membrane depolarization; potassium ion transmembrane transport; sodium ion transmembrane transport. The coding region runs from base 1 to 2286 and encodes 761 amino acids. The record is from RefSeq and is a predicted model, not a curated record. Gene Ontology annotation, cellular component: membrane; HCN channel complex. The transcript has 14 exons. Lineage: Eukaryota; Metazoa; Arthropoda; Insecta; Hymenoptera; Formicidae. Gene Ontology annotation, molecular function: voltage-gated potassium channel activity.